UCUUCAGAUCAAUUCACAAACUCACAAGCAUUUCCAUCAGUGAGAGUGAAAUAAUAUCAUUUCUUCCUAGCUAGUUCAUUUCCUCUGAUAUAAAAGUCAUGGGUGUCACCUGCUUCACUCAAGAGUUCACGACCUCGGUCGCACCAUCUCGGAUGUUCAAGGCCCUCAUCCUUGACUCCCACAACCUCAUCCCCAAGAUUGUUCCACAGGGCAUCAAGAGCAUCGAGUUUGUUGAGGGCGAUGGAGGUGUUGGUAGCAUCAAGCAAACCAACUUCCCUGAAGGUGGCCAUUUCAAGUGUUUGAAGCACAAGAUCGACGCUCUUGACACGGUGAACUAUGUCUGCAAAUACACCCUGAUUGAGGGCGACAUCAUAUUUGAUAAGCUUGAGAAGGUCGCCUAUGAGGUCAAGUUCGAGGCCUCGAGCACCGGUGGAUGCGUCUGCAAGAUGACCAGUGAGUACCACACCAAAGGAGAUGUGGAACUCAAGGAAGAGGAGAUCAAGCAGGGCAAAGACAAGGCCAUGGGACUGUACAAGGUUGUCGAGGAAUACCUUGUCGCGAAUCCCGACCUUUACGCCUAAAUGUGUGCUUUCAUGUAAUAUCUUGAUGGAUGUGAAUUUGCGUGUGAUUGAUUUCUUUUCCCUUUUUCCUUGGAUUGUUUUUGGUUGAACAAUAAUUUGGGGGACGUAAUGCAAAUUCAGGGCAUUUUGUCUCCUCUAAUAAUGUGAUAAAUUUAUACCAUUAUUGGAAUAUGAUGGGCCUACAUCUGAAUUGUAUGAAUAAAUAUAAAUAUUUACAUUAAUUUACAAUAAUUGGACUACUAUUUCGUUGGAA
Punica granatum (pomegranate) is the source of this 834-nucleotide messenger RNA. The record is from RefSeq and is a predicted model, not a curated record. Lineage: Eukaryota; Viridiplantae; Streptophyta; Magnoliopsida; Myrtales; Lythraceae.